GUAGUAGUAGUAGUAGUAGUAGUAGUAGUAGUAUCAUCAUCAUCAUUACCAUCAUCAUCAUCAUCAUCAUCUUCAUCACCAUCAUCAUCACCACCACCAUCACCACCAUCAUCAUCAUCAUCAUCAUCAUCAUCAUCAUCACCACCACCACCACCACCACCAUCCUCAUCAUCAUCAUCAUCAUCAUCAUGUAACUAAUAGAUUAUCACGUGACUAAUAGAUACCAGAAGAGCGAUCCAGGUUGUGGUGACCCAAGACGACGCAGGAGCAGAAAAAAUUGAAAUAAUAUCCAAGAAGGCACAAGAACAGACGUAUAAGUAGAAAGAGAAGUAUAAUAACAGAAGAAUGAAGAGAAUGGACAGAAAACCAGAAGAUAGCGUGGGAAGAAGUCGGCGAGAAGACAGACAGUCAAAAUGGAGAUACAAGAGCAAAUAGCAAGAUUACCAGUACAUGCCGCACGCCGACAAGUCAAGAGAAUGCACCGAGACCAGCAACAAUAUCCAGGCCCAGAAAAAAAAUUAAUGACUAAGAGAUUGAGAAGUAGAAGAUGGUAAGAGACAAAGGCGAACAAAAGAUACGCAAGUAAAUACUAAAAUUAAAAAAAGCUGCGGACAAGAAAUGAGAAGCUCCCAUACCCAGAAGUUAUGGGAUGACUAAGAGAUAUCAGAACGGAAGUCUAACAGAUUUUUUUUCUUUAGGAGGGGCACCGGCCAAGGGCAACAGAAUUUAUAAGAAAGAAAAAAAAAAAAAGGCCCACUGAGGUGCCGGUCCCCAGAGUCAAGAGCGGUCAUCAAAAAUUAAAGGAUGUGUCUUGAAACCUCCCUCUUAAAAGAGUUCAAGUCAUAGGAAGGAGGAAAUAGAGAAGUAAGCAGGGAGUUCUAGAGUUUACCAAAGAAAGGGGUGAAUGACUGAGAAUACUGGUUAACUCUUGCAUUACAGAGGUGGACAGAAAAGGGAUGGGAGAAGGAAGAAAGUCUUGUGCAGUGAGGCUGCGAGAGGAGGCGAGGCAUGCAGUUAGCAAGAUCAGAAGAGUAGUUAGUAUGAAAACAGCGGUAGAAGAUAGCAAGAGAUGUAGCAUUGCAGCGAUGUGAAAGAGGCUGAAGACAGUCAAUUAGAGAAGCGGAGUUCAUAAGACGAAAAGCUUUUGAUUCCACCCUGUCUAAAAGAGUGGUAUGAGUGAACACACCCUAUACAUGUGAAGCAUACUCUAUACAUGGAUGAGUUAGCAGUUGGUGGGGUGAGAAAAACUCGCAAAGACGACUCAGAACGUUUCAUAGAAGCUGUUUUAACAAGAUAUGAGAUGUGAAGUUUCCAGUUUAGAUUAUUAUAAAUAGAGGACAGGUCGAGGAUGGUCAGUGUAGAAGAGGGGGACAGCUGAGAGUCAUUGAAGAAGAGUUGAUAGUCAUCUGGAAGGUUGUGUCGAGUUGAUAGACGGAGGAAUUGAGUUUUUGAGGCAUUGAACAAUACUAAGCUUGCUUUGCACCAAUCAGAAAUUCUAGAGAGAUCAGAAGUCGAGCGUUCUUUGGCUUCCCUGCGUGAGCUGUUCACUUCCUGAAGGGUUGGACGUUUACGAAAAGACGUGGAAAAGUGCAAGAUGGUAUCAUCAGCGUAGGAAUGGAUAGGAUAAGGAAGUUUGGUUUAGAAGAUCAUUGAUGAAUAAUAGGGAGAGGUGGGUGACAGGACAGAAUCCUUACGAAUACCACUGUUAAUAGACUUGGGAGAAACAGUGACCACCUCCGAGUACCACAGCAGCAACAGAACGGUCAGAAAGGAAACUUGAUAUGAAGCUACAGAGAGAAGGAUAAAAACCGUAGGAGGGUAGUUUGGAAAUCAAAGCUUUCUGCCAGACUCUAUCAAAAGUUUUUUUAUAUGUUUAAGGCAACAGCAAAAGUUUCACCAAAAUCCCUAAAAGAGGAUGACCAAGACUCAGUAAGGAAAGCCAGAAGAUUACCAGUAGAGCGGCCAUGACGGAAUUCAUACUGGGGGUCAGAUGGAAAAUUGUGAAGUGAUAGAUGUUUAAGAAUCUUCUUGUUGAGGAUAGAUCAGCGUAUGACUAAUAGAUAUCGGAAGAGAGAGAGAGAGAGAGCAAACACUAGAGAAAUGAGAGAGCCACUAGAUCUCCCAGAUAGGAGUCCCGAAUCUGAGAGGGCCAGACCAGGGCGAGAUAGAGGGCGAGAUGGCUCAGAGGGCGGAUAGCUCUUCGUGAGUAGAACUUAAAAGUUUGCAGAGCAGUCUGUCGCAGCUCUUAUUGAUGGGAUAUGUAGGUAGAAUGAUUUUUGUUGGUUAUUAUUAUGAAGUUUGUGUAAUAUUAUGUGUUCAAGUGGAAAAGUGACUUUACUGAUUAUUUGGGAAUUUUGUGCGAUUGAAUGUUGAUGUGGUGCUGAAUGCUUCAUGCGUAAUAAUCAUAAUUGAAUCUUGAAGAAUAUUAAAGUUCAUUUUUGCUGUUGUGUAACGUGAUUUUCGGAGAAGUUGUAUUUAAUUUUAGUUAAUUAAAUUUAGAAAGUUAUUAGUGUAUGUUGUUAAUCCUAUUGAAUUAUACUAAUCUAUGAAAGCGUGCACCAUUGCAAAACACAAUAAGGUGUCUGUCAUAAAAGUAAGAGUAUGUGGGUCGUAAGGAAAUGGUUUAUACAUGAGGGUGUCGUGAAAAUAAACCAUAGUAAUAAUGGUAACCAUUCCGGGGAAAAAAAGUAGUUCAAAAAUUGCAAUAUAUGGGACGGACGAGCACUAGGAAGGUCAGAGAGCCACGAUAUCGCAAAGACAGAAGCACAAGAUCUGAGAGGGCUAGACUAGGACAAGACAGAGCGCGAGAUGGCUCAGUUGAGGAAAGAAGAUCUAAGGAAAGACAGAGAGUGAGAUCGAGGGAUGGAAUUGCGGUAGAGCUGCAAAGAAUGGGAGUCACAGAGGAAGGUGCAAGGUACACAACUGGAGGAGACUCAAGCAUGCCGCCAACCAAUGACACUGGGGAAACGACGAAAGGAGAAGACCGGGUUGCUGCUCACGAGGAGGGAGAGACGUGCAUUUUCCCCGUUACCUUGUCCUCGUCUUCGUCGUCAUCCUCGUCUUCGUGUUGACUGAACCUGCCGUGUCCCUCAGAGGCCCCGAGGAGGACUGGCAAGGCAUCGCUGAUAAGUCUGGUAAAGCAGCACACGUCUUCUACAGCAGCAGCAGUAGCAGCAAAAGUGACCUGGCCGGACUCAUGGCGAGAAGCACACAGCGCAUGAGCUUAAAACACAUCAGCCAUACCCUCCCCACCACCUACAGACCCCACACACCUCCUCACCCCCGCCGCUCCAACCUCAAGCCCUCUCUUCCCCACAGUCUCCUCACAUCCAAGAGGCACUAUGCUCCCUCACACCUUCUCACCAUCCCUAAACCUCCUCCACCCGAUCCUUUCUCUAACACUGCUCCACAUCCCCGUUCCUCCAUUGCCGCCUUGAAGCCCCCCGCCCAUCCUAGUCCCACUCUCAGGAACCAUUACUCACAGAAGCCACUCAUGACUCACGUAGACUCACGCCAUCCACCUCCUGUUACUCACUCGGUACAAGACGGAUCCCAGACAGAGGUAGCCGAGAAUCUCGACAAUGACCCGGGCGGUGGCAACGACAUGAAGACUAAUGCGACCAGAGGAAGCGUCGUCAAGAACAAGAAUGGACAUGCCCUUCGCCUGCGCCUUCGCCAAGCAUCCCCUACGCUCAGGGUCAGGUUGCAGCCCCGGCAGGUCGGAGGUGAAGGCACAGCAGAGGCGAUAAAAGCAACAGGCCGUCGUGUAUCGAGGAGGCUCAGCAGGAGGAAAGCAGCAUACCCAAGGCGACAUAUAUUGGACAGCCGGAGGAGCCUCACGCCCGGCCCGCCCUACGACCACUACCGCAGGAUGGUGCACGUGCCCUUACGAACCCCCACCACCCUUGCCCCGCUCCCGUCCAUGCUGCAUACCCUCCCCCAACCCCCAAUCCUGCCCACCCAGCCAAUUCACAGAAAAAACUCCCUUCGUGGUCGACUAUAUCCAAAGAAAACAUUAUCACAGUCAUCACCUCCCUUCGUUCCCAUUUACAGAGAGGACAAACCUCCAGGCACUUCUCAUUUCCUUUCACCGACUCCUCUUCCUCCUCCUCAUCCUCCUUCUCUUCCUCCUACUCCUCUUCCUCUUCCUCCUCCUCCUCCUCCUCCUCCUCCUCCCCCCCCCUCGUCCUCAUCCUCGUCCUCGCCCUAUCCCUACUCGUCCUUACCACCUCCCUAGCCCACAUCCUCAUCCUCACUCUCCUCACUCUUCAUCUCCUUCGCCCCAUCCUGCCUUUAUUACUACCUCCACUCCAUCCCUGCCCCUCUCCUUCUCCACAGUCCCUCCACACACUCCCUCCUCCUCUCCCACGCCAGCUGUUUUCCACCACCACUUCCAUCACACGCCUCCCCUGCGGUCAGUGCACUCCGCCCGACCCCCUGCAGUGUUCAGUCUUGGAAGGAGCUCAACGCCCCGUCCCUUAGUUCAUCCUUCUCCUCCUCCUCCCUCUGAGCCCGAACGUCCCCCGCCUCCUUCUCCGCACACACCACCUCCCACCCGCUCCCCAUUCUUAACAACAACGUCAUCACCAUCACGGAUAUCACUGGAAGCUUCAAGGGAACACAGGAAGCCUGACUAUCCCACCUACGCCAGCGUCCCCGCCACAAGCUUCACGUGUCGCGCAACGCCCCACCCCGGCAUCUACGUGGAUGUGGAGACCGGGUGCCAGGCGUGGCACGUGUGUGAGGCAGACGGACGCCAACACUCCUUCCUAUGUCCAAACGGCACCAUAUUCAGCCAACUCGUGCUCACCUGCGACUGGUGGUACAACGUGCGGUGUGGGAGUGACGGCGCCAACGCCAUCCACACCAGGCCGUCCAGAGAGGUUUCGGAGGGACACACUGACCCAGAAGAACUCUACGGCAGGAAAAUAAUACAGAAAUCAACCAACUCUUACCUACCAGACCUAGAGACGUUUGUGACUCGUGCUGAUGGAGAACAGGGAUUGUUAGAGCCCUUGGUUGCCCCUUAGAUCGUCACCGGUGACGAUGAUGACAAUGAUUGUGGCCACUGAAGCACGCAUUUCGGUGAUGGUGACAGUGACAGUGGUCAAUGAAGCACCCAUUCCGAUGCUUCACCUGUGGGACAAACAAAUGACAUUGUAUCAUAAGCAGCAGCGUAAAUUAACUUAUAUGGUAAACAUUUUCCUUUUUACUCUCACUAUAAAUGUAAGCACAUCUUAUAGGAUAAUUAAGGAAAGCAAAUGAUACAACAUUACUUUUUGUGUAUGAGAGAGAGAGAGAGAGAGAGAGAGAGAGAGAGAGAGAGAGAGAGAGAGAGAGAGAGAGAGAGAGAGAGAGAGAAUAAAUAUAUA
This is a messenger RNA of Scylla paramamosain (green mud crab), 5372 nucleotides long. RefSeq lists its product as uncharacterized. Bases 3197 to 4237 code for a protein of 346 amino acids. The record is from RefSeq and is a predicted model, not a curated record. The transcript is spliced from 8 exons. Lineage: Eukaryota; Metazoa; Arthropoda; Malacostraca; Decapoda; Portunidae.